GGAUGAGAGCAUUUUGGAGACAAAUCUGGGAAUGCCUCCAGGGAAUCUUCACUUUGGAACAUAUCUUGGAUGUGCAGAUGAACACAGAAUCAUAGAAUAGUAGAGUUGGAAGGGGCCUAUAAGGCCAUCAAGUCCAACCCCCUGAAGUCCAACAUGACCACCCACUUGGAUGGCUUUAAAAGGCUAUUAAAACAAAUCCAUGGAGGAGGAGAUGGAGAAGGCUAUCAAUGGCCUCUGAAUACCAGUUGCUAAGGAUCACACAUGAGGAGAGUCGCUGCUGUACUCAAGCCCUACUGCUGUCAACGGUUUGUGGAUGCUGCUGGAACCUGCCCAGGAAUACUGAACUAAAGCCCGUGUUAAGAAAACAUGUUUUGUUGUUGUCAUGUGCCUCCAAGUCGACUACAACUUAUGGCGACCCUAUGAAUCAGUGACCUCCAAGAGCAUCUGUCAUGAACCACCCUGUUCAGAUCUUCCUCCGUGUGCUGCUCCUUCAUUCUCUCCUGGCUGGGGUGGUGGACCCACGGCCCCACGGUGCCCACAAGGAAGCCCAUCUUCAGCUAGAGGCUGUCAAACGGGGCAUCUUGGCCAGGGUGGGCAUGGAACAGCCUCCGGCCAUCCGAGAGGCGUUGGACCAGGAUGGGAUCCGAGAGGCGCGUCAACUCUAUUGGGAGAAGGUGUCCCAACUUGGACAGAACCAAACUCAGCUGCCAACACCAGCCACGACCGUUCAUCUCCUGAGGCUAAAAGUUAAGCCUCUGGGCGAAGACUUGGCUGAAAGCCUGCGAGCCACAAGUGGACGCCUCUACAGCCUGGAAGUCUCUAGGACACCAGCACUCCUCCACCAGAACGUCCACGUCCUCAGGGCUGAGCUGGCCUUGUUCAAGCAGUCGAUCAACCUUGCCAGUGUCUCCCAGCCGAACUCAACAGGACCAGUUCAUGUAAAUAUCUACAAAUUGGGCGACGGGGGCAGAGCGACCCCCACCCUCUUGGCGGCCCCAGCCAUCUCGACUGCCUCACCAAUCGUCAGCCUCAGGGAUACCGUGGAGCAGUGGCUAGCUGGCCCUGAGCCAAGGCUCCAUCUGUGGCUGGAGUUUCCGGCUGCAGUGGCCACGUGGUUGGAGGGGCGAGAGUGGCUGCCUCUGAAGGUGGAGACGAAGGACCAGGGUCAAGUCAGGAAGGCGAGGCAGCUGGACGAGGAGUGUGGAAAAGGCGAUGGCAAAUGCUGCCUGCAUUCGUUGAAAGUCUCCUUUGAGGCCAUUGGGUGGUCCGAUUGGGUGCUGGCUCCCAGCAGCUACUCCAUGAAGUUCUGCGAGGGCUCCUGCCCCCACAACUACAAGCCGGCCAGCAUGCAUGCCCAGAUCAAGGCCAGGCUGCACAGCCUGUCCGGGGAGACCCCAGCGCCGUGUUGCGUCCCUGCCGCCUAUGAGCCCAUGGUGUUGAUGCAUUACGGCAGCGAUGGGAAGGUGGUCACCCAGAUCUUCGACGACAUGAUCGUCACACGGUGCCACUGCGCAUAAAAGCCAGAGAGGGUGGGGAGAGACUCUGGGGGGAGAGGCGUCCCGCCUGCCGGGAGCAAGAGAUGCAAGUCAUGCCUGUGACUGUGCUUUCACGGAUGGAAAAGUAGCACUUUUUUGGGAGGGUUUGUGUUUGUGUCUUCUGAACGGCCUUCCACAGGGAUGUGGUUGUCCGAAGUCUCGGGGGUCUUAUACCCCUUACCUUUUUGGGAGCAGGGUCUCUAUGUCUCCAGCAUCCUAUGAGCCAAUCAGCAUGAAAGGGGAGGAUGUUAGCCACUGAGAAGAGUCUUCUAAACAUGCUUCCUGGUCCUUUCUUGCUGAUUGAUGCCAAUCAGAAUGAAAGGAGGUAAGUCAGCCACUGAGAAGACUCCUUUCAGUAGCUAGCCCUCCCACCUUUCGUGCUUUUUGCCUCCUGGGGACAUCUGUUGUUGUGGGAGAAGGCAUUAACAAGGAUCUCAUUCUCAACCCAGCAGCAAAAAAAGGGGUGUGUGUUGCUGAGACUAUCAUGAAGGGACCCUGCACUUCUGAAUUUGCCACUAUCACCAAUGACGCUCUAGUUCAAUGGCUGUUUGUGGCCUGGCCCAGCAGCUCCUUAUUCCUACUAGGUCAUUUUCUUUUCUGGGAAGUCAUCCCAACCAAUCAGGGAUCCCAGUGUCAGCAUUAUGACAUGACAGCUUAUAAGCACUUUAUACACCAAAAAAGGGUUUAUUUAUAAGUGGAUAUUAAUAAAUGUAGAUAAUAACUGGGGGGGGGAAGGGUAUUUUAUGAACAUUUUAAAAGCAGGGUCUUGGAGCAGGGAUUGUGUCCCCAUCCUCUGAGCACCCUUUUAGAGCCUCAACCUGUUUGUUGUUCAAAACUGUUUUUUUUUUAAUCCUGUUCUCUUAUUUAUUGCUAACUUAUUCUUGUUUGUAUCAUCAGCAUUUUGGUUGUUAUUGGUUUAUAUUAUUUAUAAAAAGAAGAUUUAUGGGGGGAAAGAGGAAAACA
This is a messenger RNA of Rhineura floridana, 2498 nucleotides long. RefSeq names its product growth differentiation factor 15 (gene GDF15). The coding region runs from base 450 to 1517 and encodes 355 amino acids. Gene Ontology annotation, biological process: SMAD protein signal transduction. Gene Ontology annotation, cellular component: extracellular region. The record is from RefSeq and is a predicted model, not a curated record. NCBI's taxonomy places the organism in Eukaryota, Metazoa, Chordata, Lepidosauria, Squamata, Rhineuridae. Gene Ontology annotation, molecular function: growth factor activity; cytokine activity. The transcript has 5 exons.